Molecule: messenger RNA, 1221 nt
Organism: Chanos chanos (milkfish)
Lineage: Eukaryota; Metazoa; Chordata; Actinopteri; Gonorynchiformes; Chanidae
Gene: sirt7
Product: sirtuin 7
Exons: 10
Coding region: 1-1221 (406 amino acids)
Cellular component (GO): nucleus; chromatin
Molecular function (GO): histone H3K18 deacetylase activity, NAD-dependent; NAD+ binding
Source: RefSeq, a predicted model, not a curated record
AUGGAGGAACAGGCAAACACCGGUGUGUCUGUCCGAACAGAGAGAAAAGCUCUUGAAAAGGCUAAAAUACUUCAGCGAGAGACUCAGAGGCAAACGUUUAAAUUGGUUUCAAGAAUCUUAAAGAAGUCAGAAAGCGAACGGACCGAGGAGGAUUUGGCAAACUUACAGCGUCACCAGGACACUGUGCAGGAGCUUUGCAAGCGUCAGGUCCGAAGAACUCUCUUAAAAAGAAAACAAGAGGAGCUGUUUGACGAUGCUGAGGAGUUCAGGGCAAAAGUGAGGCAGCUAGCGGAGGCGGUACGCCAGGCGCGGCAUCUUGUCGUCUAUACUGGAGCUGGCAUCAGCACGGCUGCAUCCAUACCGGACUAUCGUGGUCCCAAUGGUGUGUGGACCCAGCUGCAAAGAGGUCGUGCUGUGAGUACCUCUGACCUUAGUGAAGCAGAACCUACUCUCACACACAUGUGUAUCAGGAUGCUGCACAAGAAGAACAUGGUACAGCAUGUGGUCUCACAAAACUGUGAUGGGCUUCAUUUACGCAGUGGGCUACCUAGACACGCCCUGUCUGAACUGCAUGGGAACAUGUUCAUAGAGGUGUGCACCUCUUGUUCCCCAGUGCGAGAGUAUAUCCGAUUGUUUGAUGUGACAGAACGCACGGCACUACACAGGCAUGGGACUGGGCGUCAGUGUAGCCACUGCAACGGAGAGCUCAGGGACACCAUCGUGCAUUUCGGUGAGCGGGGCACCUUGGAGCAGCCGCUGAACUGGAAGGGAGCAGCCGAAGCUGCAGAACAAGCUGAUGUUAUACUCUGUCUGGGCUCUAGUUUGAAGGUCCUGAAGAAAUAUGCGUGUCUCUGGUGCAUGAACAGACCAGCUAACAGAAGACCAAAGCUGUACAUAGUUAACCUACAGUGGACACCAAAAGACGACUUUGCUACUUUGAAAAUUCAUGGGAAAUGCGAUGACGUCAUGCGUCUUCUGAUGGAGGAUUUGGAUAUUCAAAUCCCAAAAUAUAACAGAGCAGAGGAUCCUAUCUUCAGCAUGGCCACAGCUCUGAGAGCAGAUGAGGAGCGCAGCUACACCCGGAGGAUGAUAGCACCACCUGCUGCAUUGGAGAGCACUUUGCAAGACUCCACAGGCCAAGCAGAGGGAGCAGCCAUAACGGGUGGUUGGUUUGGACGAGGUUAUUCAAAAGCAAGGAAAAAGAAAAAAGUGGCUCUGUGA